AUGCCUUCCCUCAAGCAGACUUUGCUCCUCCUCGGAGCUAUGCUCCCCGCCAUCUUCGGUGCCCCCAUCGAGAACACUCGCCGGGCUGCUGAGAAGAUCCCCGGAAAGUACAUCGUCACUUUCAAGAGCGGCAUCGACACCGCCAAGAUCGAGCAGCACACCACCUGGGCUACCAACAUCCACAAGCGCAACCUUGCCCGCCGUGAUGCUUCCGAUGAGUCCGAUCUCCCCAUCGGUAUCGAGAAGAACUUCAAGAUCAAGGACUUCGCCGCCUACUUCGGCUCCUUCGAUGACUCUACCAUCGAUGAGAUCCGCAAGAGCGCCGAUGUUGCUCACAUCGAAGAGGACCAGGUCUGGUACCUCGAUGCUAAGACCACCCAGACCGGUGCUACCUGGGGCCUGGGUGCCAUCUCGCACAAGGGCCAGUCCAGCACCAGCUACGUCUACGACGACAGCGCCGGCGAGGGCACCUACGGCUAUGUCGUUGACACUGGUAUCAACGUUGACCACAGCGAGUUUGGCGGCCGCGCUAGCCUUGCCUACAACGCCGUUGGCGGCUCUCACGUCGACAGCGUCGGCCACGGAACCCACGUCGCCGGUACCAUUGGUGGCAAGACCUAUGGUGUCUCCAAGAAGGCCAACCUUCUCUCCGUCAAGGUCUUCCAGGGCGAGUCUUCUUCCACCUCUAUCAUUCUCGACGGAUACAACUGGGCCGCCAACGACAUCGUGAGCAAGUCCCGCACCGGAAAGGCCGCCAUCAACCUGUCUCUCGGUGGUGGAUACUCCUAUGCCUUCAACAACGCCGUCGAAAACGCCUUCGAUGAGGGUGUCCUCACCGUUGUCGCCGCCGGUAACGAGAACUCCGAUGCUGGCGAGACCAGCCCUGCCUCUGCCCCCAACGCUUUGACCGUCGCUGCCAGCACCAGCCGUAACGCCCGUGCUUCUUUCUCCAACUACGGUGACGUCGUUGAUGUCUUCGCUCCCGGCCAGGACAUCAAGUCUGCCUGGAUCGGCUCCAGCUCUGCCACCAACACCAUCUCCGGUACCUCCAUGGCUACUCCCCACAUCGUUGGUCUGGCCAUCUACCUGCAGGCUCUUGAGGGUCUCACCAGCCCCGGCGAUGUCACCAAGCGCAUCAAGGAGCUCGCCACCUCCGGUGUCAUCACCGAUGUCAAGGGCAGCCCCAACCUCCUUGCCUACAACGGCGCUUAA
Molecule: messenger RNA, 1212 nt
Organism: Aspergillus steynii IBT 23096
Lineage: Eukaryota; Fungi; Ascomycota; Eurotiomycetes; Eurotiales; Aspergillaceae
Product: S8 family peptidase
Exons: 4
Coding region: 1-1212 (403 amino acids)
Biological process (GO): proteolysis
Molecular function (GO): serine-type endopeptidase activity
Source: RefSeq, a predicted model, not a curated record